AUGAUCCGCAGCAACUCCAAGGAAUCACCUCUACAUCCAAGGUAUGCUAAUUUAACACAAGCAGAAAGGUUUCGAGGACUCGUCGAACAUUCCAAAGCUCGAGUACGUCACCUUGGAUCAGCAAGAGCUGCGGCUUAUAAUAAAAGCAGCUCCUUGAAUCCCAAUGUUGUACCUGUAAAAUAUGUGGAGGACAGCAACUUUUACAUUGGUGAGGUAGGUAUAGGUACUUUCGAUAAUGAUCAACAACCUUUUCAGAUUUUCUAUUUAGUUAUCGAUACUGGUAGUGAUCUUAUAUGGACACAAUGUUACGGUGGCGAUAAUUAUUUCUAUCAAAAUCCGCCAUUAUUUGAUCAGGAUGGUUCGAGUACAUAUGACCGUAUCCCUUGUGAACAUCUUAUUAACGAGUGUGAUGAAAGACAUUGCGAAGACGGGCUUUGCACGUACAAAGAAGAAUAUGCGUCCGGACAAGAAACAUUUGGUCAUCUUGCUUAUGAAACAUUCACUAUGAACUCAAUUCUCGGUGAGCAUGCCCGUGAAAGUGUGAAAGAUAUGAUCAUCGGUUGCGGUAUUAAUCAAAGGAAUUUCGGACCAGCAUUUGGUGUUCCUGAGAUUCGUGAUGGUGAUCAAGACUUCCCUCCGCCGAUACCUGCACCUGGAACUGCUCCUAUAUCAGGAAUUCUCGGUUUGGGACAAGGAACCUCGAAUUUUUCUUUCAUACUUCAGUUAGAAGUUGAUAAAAAAUUUGAAUACUGCUUGGAGUCAUACGAUCUUGAGGAUGCUGAUGUUUCACACACGUACUUAAGAUUUGGUUCCGACGCAAUAAUUGGAGAAGGACCUGAAGUACUUACAACACCAAUAAUCCAAGAUCCAAACUUCGGGACGCCUUACUACUUGAAUCUAUUGGAUAUUAGUGUGAAUAACAAAAGCGUAGGGUUUGAAAAAAGCGAUUUCGAGAUUAAGGAGGAUGGAACUGGUGGGACUGUCAUAGAUUCAGGGUCUCCAUUAACCACUAUGAUUAGGCGUCAUUAUGAAAAAGUUGAGGAAGCGGUGUUAGAAUAUUUUGAAGGAUUUGGUAUUCGUCCUGUUGAUUCUGAACCUGGUUUCGAUCUUUGUUUCCGUGUACCAGACAAUUUCACAAAGUUUCCAACGAUGACAUUUCAUUUUGAGGGGGCGGAUUUUGUUAUUCGACAAUGGUCUGGUAUUUUUGCCUCAUUCCAUGAUGUCAACUUGCUAUGUUUAGGUAUCAUUAGCUUGGAUAUUAACGACGAGGAAGGUGAUUUUCCGUAUGUUGUUAAUUUAGGAGCUAUGCAACAAGCUAAUAAAAGGAUUUUAUACGAUCUAGAUGCCAUGAAACUCUCAUUUACUGAAGCGGAAUGCAAUUUAGGUUCAUGA
Papaver somniferum (opium poppy) is the source of this 1392-nucleotide messenger RNA. RefSeq names its product aspartic proteinase nepenthesin-1-like. The record is from RefSeq and is a predicted model, not a curated record. Bases 1 to 1392 code for a protein of 463 amino acids. Gene Ontology annotation, cellular component: extracellular region. NCBI's taxonomy places the organism in Eukaryota, Viridiplantae, Streptophyta, Magnoliopsida, Ranunculales, Papaveraceae. The transcript has a single exon.